Molecule: messenger RNA, 1155 nt
Organism: Tupaia belangeri chinensis (Chinese tree shrew)
Lineage: Eukaryota; Metazoa; Chordata; Mammalia; Scandentia; Tupaiidae
Gene: KLK15
Product: kallikrein related peptidase 15
Exons: 4
Coding region: 16-723 (235 amino acids)
Biological process (GO): proteolysis
Cellular component (GO): secretory granule
Molecular function (GO): serine-type endopeptidase activity
Source: RefSeq, a predicted model, not a curated record
CAGGAUGGUGACAAGAUGCCGGAAGGAGAGGAGUGUGCACCUCACUCGCAGCCAUGGCAAGUGGCCCUCUUCGAGCGUGGACGCUUUAACUGUGGUGGUUCCCUCAUCUCCCCUGACUGGGUGCUGUCUGCCGCCCACUGCCAAACCCGCUUCAUGACCGCGCGCCUGGGCGAGCACAACCUGCGCAAGCGCGAUGGCCCAGAGCAGCUGCGGGCUAUUUCGCGCAUCAUCCCACAUCCGGGCUACGAAGCCCGCAGCCACCGCCAUGACGUCAUGCUGCUGCGGCUAGUCCGGCCCGCGCGGCUGACCUCCCAGGUGCGCCCGGUGCCUCUUCCCAGGCGUUGUCCCAGCCCAGGCGAGGCCUGUGUGGUGUCCGGCUGGGGCCUGGUGUCCGACAACGAUCCCGGGGACACGGGGAGCCCCGAGUCACAAGUGAAAAUCCCGGACACGCUGCACUGUGCCAACAUCAGCAUCAUCUCCGACGCGUCUUGUGACAAGGACUACCCGGGGCGCCUGAUGAGCGCCAUGGUGUGUGCAGGAGUGCCCGGAGGAGGCACCGACUCCUGCGAGGGUGACUCCGGGGGGCCCCUGGUCUGUGGAGGCGUCCUGCAGGGCAUUGUGUCCUGGGGUGAUGUCCCUUGUGACAUGACCACCAAGCCUGGGGUCUACAGCAAAGUCUGCCGUUACCUGGAGUGGAUCGGGGAGACCAUGAAGAGGAACUGACCGGCCGGCCAGCCUCCGGUGUCCUCCACGGCCGGCCAGGCCCACCCUGGCCUGGAACAGGGUCAGGUCAUCCCCCUGGACCCAAAUGCUGGCCAGGGACUUGUCCUGCAUGAAGCCAGAGCUGGUGUGCAAGGUCACCUGUUUAAAGCCCAGAUACCAGAGCGCGCUGACCCAGGCUUCUCUGUAGGAGUUCUGUGACCCAUGUCCGGGGACAGAGGACAGUGGAAGCCGGACACAGGCAGGGGCUAGGGGAGGGGGCCGGGGAACCGUCCACCGCCCAUCGCCAGGCUCCGUUCAGUCGGACACAAGCUGUGCUAUCUGGAGCUGGCCUCUGUGAGGCAGAGGUCCUCCCACCGCUGCCCUAGGGUCGCGCUGAGCAUUAAAUCCACGUGAACGGUUAGAACGGCACUGGAGAAGGACUCGCGUCUCUGA